Medicago truncatula (barrel medic) is the source of this 2825-nucleotide messenger RNA. RefSeq names its product ABC transporter B family member 26, chloroplastic. The record is from RefSeq and is a predicted model, not a curated record. Bases 175 to 2280 code for a protein of 701 amino acids. Lineage: Eukaryota; Viridiplantae; Streptophyta; Magnoliopsida; Fabales; Fabaceae. Gene Ontology annotation, molecular function: ABC-type oligopeptide transporter activity; ATP binding; ATP hydrolysis activity. Gene Ontology annotation, biological process: transmembrane transport. The transcript is spliced from 18 exons. Gene Ontology annotation, cellular component: chloroplast envelope; membrane.
AUGCACAUGUGAUGUAAUAAUUGUGUGGUAGGAGAAAGAACAAGAGUACAAACAGGGUAGCACUUCCAUUGCCGCUUCUAAUACACAUGAACCACAUAACACUCUUCUCUAACUCCCACCUCAAAAACCCAUCAUCAUCAUCAUCAUCUUCUUCGUUACUUCGCCACAACCACCAUGCCUCCACUACUCACAAACACACAUCACUAUCAUUACUUACUUCCUCCUUCAACCUCUCACAACCGCCAUCACCACCGUCACCGCCACUGCCACCAACCUCUUAUCACAUUCUCCUCCGUCAACCGCCACCAUUUCACCCUCUCUUCUUCCAAACGCAUUCUCUUAUCCUCUUCAAUAAAAUCAUCUUCCAUCAAUGAAGUUUCAAUCCACAACAAUUCAGAAUCAGCUUCCAAUGCUUCUGACGAGUUUCUUGACAGAAUACGCAAAUUGGUUUCUUUCCUUCCUUCUAUUUUCCCUGGAGGAACAUGGUGGAACUUCUCCGAUGAUGUCGAGGUUUCCAUGUUCAAUCAACCCGUUACCGUUUGGUAUGCUUUGGGUAAAAUGUGGAACCUUGUGGCGAAAGAUAGAUGGGUUAUUUUCGCUGCUUUUUCUGCUCUUAUCAUUGCAGCAGUUUCGGAGAUUUCUAUACCACAUUUUUUGACAGCAUCGAUAUUCUCGGCGCAAGGUGGUGAUAUUAAAGUUUUUCAUGGGAAUGUGCGUUUGCUGAUUCUCAUGUGUGUUACUUCUGGAAUUUGCAGUGGGAUACGAGGUUGCUUUUUUGGCAUUGCAAACAUGAUUCUGGUUAAGAGAAUGAGAGAAACAUUAUACUCUUCCCUUCUUCUUCAGGAUAUAUCAUUUUUUGACAAUGAAACAGUAGGUGAUUUGACAAGUAGACUUGGGGCAGAUUGUCAGCAAGUUUCAAGAGUUAUUGGAAAUGAUCUUAAUUUGAUACUGCGCAAUGUCCUUCAGGGGGGAGGUUCAUUAAUCUACUUGUUGAUUUUGUCUUGGCCACUUGGUUUAUGUACGCUGGUGAUAUGCUCCAUAUUAGCAGCGGUCAUGUUACGUUAUGGAUGGUACCAGAAGAAGGCAGCAAGGUUGAUCCAAGAAGUCACUGCUUCUGCUAAUAAUGUAGCUCAAGAGACAUUCUCUCUUAUUAGAACUGUUCGAGUUUAUGGAACUGAAGAAGAAGAACACGGAAGGUACAAAUGGUGGCUUGAAAAAUUAGCUGACAUAAGCUUGCGACAAAGCGCUGCAUAUGGAUUUUGGAAUUUCAGCUUCAACACUCUUUAUCAUUCAACUCAGAUUAUUGCUGUGCUGUUUGGAGGAAUGUCUAUUCUAUCGGGUCAUAUUACAGCAGAGAAACUUACUAAGUUUAUACUAUAUAGUGAAUGGUUAAUUUAUUCAACCUGGUGGGUGGGGGAUAAUGUAUCCAAUUUAAUGCAAUCAGUUGGAGCUAGUGAAAAGGUGUUCAACUUGAUGGAUCUCUCACCUAGCAACCAAUUUAUAACAGAAGGAGUGAAGUUGCAGAGUUUAACAGGGCAUAUUGAGUUUGUAAAUGUAUCUUUUCACUAUCCUUCAAGACCAACGGUACAUGUAGUGCAGCAUGUAAACUUUGUUGUCAAUCCUAGUGAGGUGGUUGCCAUUGUUGGUCUUAGUGGUAGCGGGAAAAGCACUUUGGUGAAUCUAUUACUCCGUCUCUACGAGCCUACAAGUGGUCAGAUUUUGAUAGACGGUGUCCCUCACAAAGACUUGGAUGUCAUGUGGUGGAGAGAGAGGAUCGGAUAUGUGGGACAGGAACCGAAGUUAUUCCGGAUGGAUAUUAGCUCGAACAUCAGAUAUGGAUGUACCCGCGAUGUAAAUCAGGAGGAUAUUGAGUGGGCUGCAAAGCAGGCCUAUGCUCAUGACUUUAUCUCAGCACUUCCUAGUGGUUAUGAGACACUUGUUGAUGACGAUCUUUUAAGUGGCGGACAAAAGCAACGAAUUGCUAUCGCUAGGGCCAUUCUUAGGGACCCGAAAAUAUUGAUUCUUGAUGAAGCCACUAGUGCAUUGGAUGCUGAAAGUGAACAUAAUGUGAAGGGUGUUCUUCGAUCGGUUAGAAGUGAUUCUUCAACAAGGAGAAGUGUCAUAGUCAUUGCACACAGGCUUUCUACCAUACAAGCCGCUGACAGGAUUAUUGUGAUGGAUAAGGGUCAAAUAGUUGAGAAUGGAAGUCACAGGGAACUUCUCUUGAAAGACGGUCUAUAUGCUCGAUUGACUAGAAAGCAGGCUGAUACCAUGGAAUGAUUUGUGUUUCCAGAGCAGAUAUCCAACUUCUCUCCUUCUAACGGCUAGUGGGGCAUGCAACAGUUUUUUAUUGCUGUCCCAUGUAUUCAUAGUAAUUUAUACAAAAAGGUUGGUGAAAGUUCAGCAAAGAAGGAAGCUGCAUCAGUUUUGGUUCAAAAUGCACAGGGAAGAUUUCACACUACCAGGUUCUCAUCUCAUGCAGAUGCAAAAGCAUAAAAAACUUGUGGAUAUGUUUGUUUUAUUGGCAAAAUACGAUUUGACAAGAAGGGAAAUAAAAUCCGCUCAAGAAAACGUUCAUUUGGACUCUUUUUGUGUGCAUGUGGCAACUUUCACUUGUAUUCAUAGUCAAAAUGCUGAUACUUUGUCAUCCUGAUAGUUGACCGUAUAUAACUGUUUAUUUUAUAGCUGUAAAUGUAAUGUAUUUUACGUCAAUAUAUGUAUUUGAGUGAAAGAAAUACAACUUGCCCAUGAUUGAUGUGGCACUUCAUUCUGAAGCUGAAUUCUGUACAUUUAGUUUUCAGAAUUCUCUGAUAUUUCUUCUCUUA